Molecule: messenger RNA, 2135 nt
Organism: Drosophila hydei
Lineage: Eukaryota; Metazoa; Arthropoda; Insecta; Diptera; Drosophilidae
Gene: m
Exons: 7
Coding region: 131-2098 (655 amino acids)
Source: RefSeq, a predicted model, not a curated record
UAAUAUCAGUCAGAAAGCUCUCAUUGAGCGCAGCUUUCAAGGAGCAAGCGGCAAGUACGUGCGCGCAAGAGAGUUAAAAACGAGGACAUUUGCUUUUCAACGAUAUAGCCGCAGCGCCCACAUCGCCAGUAUGUGGAGCCCACAAAAAGGUCCUACACGGCUGUGGGACCUUAGACUGUGUAGCUGUAUAUUUAUUUUACAUUUAAUGUUUAGUUUAGUCAUAGCUGGUAAUGAACUGUGGCCCAUGGAUCGGCCAGAUGGUAUGCCAAACAUAGUUUCACUGGAGGUCAUGUGCGGUAAGGAUCACAUGGACGUCCAUUUGACAUUCUCGAAUCCCUUCGAAGGCAUUGUCAGCUCCAAAGGACAACACAGUGAUCCACGCUGUGUGUAUGUGCCACCGUCGACGGGCAAGACGUUCUUCUCGUUUCGCAUCUCGUACUCGCGCUGCGGCACCAAACCGGAUCUCAACGGCCAGUUCUAUGAGAAUACGGUAGUCGUGCAGUAUGACAAGGAUCUGCUGGAGGUCUGGGACGAGGCGAAGCGCUUGCGCUGCGAGUGGUUCAACGACUAUGAGAAGACCGCCUCCAAGCCCCCAAUGGUAAUUGCCGAUUUGGAUGUAAUACAGCUUGACUUUCGCGGCGAUAAUGUUGAUUGCUGGAUGGAGAUCCAGCAUGGCAAGGGACCCUGGGCGCCGCCGGUGAGUGGAAUAGUGCCGCUAGGAUCAACGCUCACUCUGGUCGUGGCCAUCAACGACUAUCGCGGUGAGUUCGAUAUGCGGGUCAAGUCUUGCGUCGCCUCGGACGGAUCGGGACAUGUGAUCAAUUUGUCGGAUGAGUUUGGCUGUGUGCUGCGUCCCAAGAUGAUUUCACGCUUCCUUAAGGCGCGCGCUCCCGAUGAGCGGGCAACGGUCAUUACCUAUGCCUUCUUCCAUGCCUUCAAGUUUCCGGAUGCGCUCAGCGUGCACAUCAAGUGCAAGGUGGAGAUCUGCCGGCAUGGCUGCCUGGAUCACUGCCAGAACACGGCAGCUGGCGAUGGACUGGGCCCGGCCAUAAGCAAUGCGCAUGAGCGCAAGGAUGUGCACAUUGGCGACGCGAUGGGCAGCAGCAGCAACAAUGAUCUGCACAGGGAUCUGGCCAUGCCGCCAGCUAACAUGGGCCAUGGAUCGCAGAGUCAGAUACAUCAUGGCAUGGGCUCAUCCAUGGGCAUGGAUCAUGACAUCUUCUACGAUGACAUCAUACACGAUCACAAGCAGACCAUGGGCGGUCCUGGCCCCGAUCUGUACGAGGAGAAGAGCGGAAAUCUACAGCCACGGCCCGUGCACGAGGAUCCCGAUGAGGAGGUCGAUCUGUCCGAUUUGUUUGGUGACGAUGAUCUGAGCGACAUGGAUGGUGAUGGCGAACGUUACUUGGGCUUGAAGAAGAGCGGCAAAUUCCCGCAUGGACCACGCCAGCUGGAGGCGCAGAAGCGCAUGGGCGUGCCCAUGGCCGGACCACGGUCCUUGGAGCCCAAAUCGGAUCUGGAGGAUGUGCCGCGUCCCGUUUACCGGCCACAAGCCGAGGCGCUGAAGAAGCCACGCGAAGAUCACAUCGACUUGGACGAGCCAAAUGCCAACAGCUCCGCGGAGUCCACAACGACAGAGUCGCCGUCAGGCAGUCCCCGGCGUCGCCGAUCGCUGGUCAUAGCCGAUCGUAAGGUGCGCAGCGCCGAUGUCGGAGUCAGCGGUCUGUACGACGUCAUCUCCGAGGCGGAUCUGGCCUUUUCGCCGGACUCUAAGCAGGAGGCGGUAACCGUAUUCCAGGGCAAGAUCAGCGAGGAAGUGGUCUACGGCAUCUGCAUGCCAGUGCCGGGCUUCAGCAUACUCUUCAUCGUGGUCAUCUCGGCGACCAUUGUCUCGGCGCUCAUUGCCGGCUCGCUGCUCUAUCGCUAUCAGCUGCAGAAGGAGGCGUUCGAAAAGCAGACGCCUAUGCCGGUGCCGGGCACCCUGGCCUCCUGGAUGACGUUGCGACUCUUCCGCUUGCGACACCUGCAACAGCAGCAGCAACAACAGCAGCAGCAACAGUUGCCCACCCCCGUUGCUGGCCAUGAAACGGUGCAGUGAGCCGAUUGCGUUCAGCUCCCUAACUAGCAUCCAUCUC